Molecule: messenger RNA, 1122 nt
Organism: Stereum hirsutum FP-91666 SS1
Lineage: Eukaryota; Fungi; Basidiomycota; Agaricomycetes; Russulales; Stereaceae
Exons: 3
Coding region: 234-1037 (267 amino acids)
Source: RefSeq, a predicted model, not a curated record
UGCCAUGUAUCUACGUUGAACAUGUUCUCUGAGUGGACAGGAGGUGACUGAGCAGAGGAGGCAUACGGAUAUCUUGACUGUGUGGCGCAGACUCGGAUGGUUGUGUUUUGUGCCCACGUGGCGCUGUUUAGCGCGUCGCGUCGCGUCCUUCAAAUCUGAAUUCAUUCUUCCGUACCGCCUUUCAAGCACGUAUACUACUACUUACACUCUCCUACACCAGUACUUCCUUCAAAAUGUCCACUCGUCGUAGAAUUGGAGUCAGUAUUGCAACGUCGGAAGCAGCACGCCGCCAGCUCAUGCAGGCCACGCCCUGCUGGCAGAAGGUAUGGGCCUUACCGGACAAUGCACCCCAAGGCUCGACGAUCAAAGUCUUCAAAUGGGUCAAAACCAACAAAAUACAGCAAUUCAGCGACGACGAAGGAGACGUGGACGAGCCGCUGGCUCCGCUUCCGGAUGAGCCAGAGGUGGUAGAAGGGGAGGAGGAGGACCAGGACGAAAAGGAGGAGAGUACACCGGCUCUUGCACCGGAUGUUUCAAGGGAUAUUUCUGAGCUCCCUCCGGCUUCGAAGGAGGAAGAGUCUCCUUCCAAAGCCCCUUCACCGAAACCUCACCCAUUAUCCAUGUCCUUCCAGCCAAGUGGUCUCUCGGCAGAGCAGACGGUCGACGACCUCGACAACCCGCUACAGCCCGACAUGGAGUCCUCAGACAAUAACCUCGAUAUUGGAGAGACAAACCUCACUAUGGGUGGGGAGCAGGUCGACGAGGGAGAGACGUUGAUAUUGGGAACGCCGCAAGACAUGAUGGGUAGUGAUCUUGACCUUGGAGUGCCGGAGGGCGCAGGAGACGGGUUGGAUUUGGAUUCUGCGAUGAAUGUGGAGGGUGGGGAGGGGUUGGACUUGGAUUUGUCGGGGCUGGGGCCGGAUGGAGAGGCGUUUGAGUCGGCACACGAUUUGUCGCAGAUGGAGCCUACCGAUGCGAUUAUGGGAGGGACUAUGAUGGAUGACAGUAUGGAUCCUUUCGCGACGGAGCCAAGCUAGGGGUGAGGAGGGGUAUUGUUAGGAGUUGUGCGCUCCAUGUCGGUGUAUCUUGAGUUAUUGUAUUCAUAUUCUUCGUGUGGUAUGA